AUGGUUCACGCUCCCAGAAACUCCGUUCUCGCUCCCGGUGUCAGCCGUCUCAGUCGUUCUGCUGUUUAUGCCAAGAAGGCCAUGUACAAGCGUAAGCACACUGCCGUCGCUUCUCCCGUCAAGUCUGCUACCACUGACAAGACUGUUGAAGUCAAGGGCGGUAAGAACGGUGCUAAGCGUACCGUUCCUGCCCAAAAGGCUUCUCGUUUUUACCCCGCUGAAGACGUUCCUCAACCCAAGUUAGGUCGUAAGACUGCCAAGAAGACUGCUCUUCGUUCCACCAUCACUGCUGGUACUGUCGUCAUUCUUCUCGCUGGUCGUUACCGUGGAAAGCGUGCCGUUGUCUUGAAGCAACUUGAUUCUGGUCUUCUCCUCAUCACUGGCCCUUUCAAGAUCAACGGUGUUCCCUUGAGACGUGUCAACCAAGCCUAUGUCAUUGCUACUUCCACUAAGCUUGACCUUUCUGCCGUCAAGGUUGAUGAAAAGAUCAAUGACAGCUACUUCAAGAAGGCAGCCAAGACUGACAAGGCUUUCCUCGAAACCGAGUCUAAGAAGGCUGCUUUCCCUGAAUCCAAGGCUGCUGAUCAAAAGACUAUUGACAAGGCUCUUUUAGAAGUUGUCUCCAAGACUCCUUUCCUCCGUCAAUAUCUUGGUCAAACCUUUGGUCUUCAAAAGGGACAAUUCCCUCACAACAUGAAGUUCUAA
Messenger RNA from Mucor mucedo, 705 nucleotides. Its product is annotated as ribosomal protein L6e-domain-containing protein. NCBI's taxonomy places the organism in Eukaryota, Fungi, Mucoromycota, Mucoromycetes, Mucorales, Mucoraceae. Gene Ontology annotation, cellular component: cytosolic large ribosomal subunit; ribosome. Gene Ontology annotation, molecular function: RNA binding; structural constituent of ribosome. The record is from RefSeq and is a predicted model, not a curated record. Bases 1 to 705 code for a protein of 234 amino acids. The transcript has 2 exons. Gene Ontology annotation, biological process: cytoplasmic translation; ribosomal large subunit assembly.